Messenger RNA from Lucilia cuprina (Australian sheep blowfly), 3171 nucleotides. RefSeq names its product MMS19 nucleotide excision repair protein (gene Mms19). Gene Ontology annotation, biological process: iron-sulfur cluster assembly. Gene Ontology annotation, cellular component: cytosolic [4Fe-4S] assembly targeting complex. Lineage: Eukaryota; Metazoa; Arthropoda; Insecta; Diptera; Calliphoridae. The coding region runs from base 158 to 3046 and encodes 962 amino acids. The record is from RefSeq and is a predicted model, not a curated record. The transcript has 7 exons.
AUCUACAACUACAACAACAAAUACAUUGUAUAUGAAAUUUAAUUUUUUUGUGUCCUUUAUUCGCGUGCAUUGACCACUUAAAACAAGGAAUAAUUUCUUUUGUUCUUUAAUUAUAAAUAAAGUGAAAACCAUACUACAAUAAUAAUUAAUUUAAACAAUGGUUCCUUUAACAGAAGUUUCCCUAGAGGAAGCAAUUAAAAGUGAUAAAUCUUUAAAAAACGCUGCAGAACAAAUAGCAAAAGAUAUACAAAACAAAUCCUAUGAAAUUGCUAAUCUAUGUGAACAACUUAACUUUGCUUUAACCUCGAGCAAUGUGGAACAACGUGUCCAGGGCACUUGGCUUUUUUCGCGUGUAUUAUCCAAUUUACCUAAAGAUCAACUAAAUGCAGAACAAUGUGAAGUAUUAGCUAAUUUCUAUGCUGCUCGUCUGAAAGAUCAUCACAAUGUUAUACCGGCCGUUAUAGAAGGCAUAGAUGCAUUAGUUCAUAUGAAAAUGUUUCCCGGUAAGGGAGUGGUGGUGAUAUUACAAAGUUUUUUCUUGCACACCACCUGUCAAUCCCAAUUAAGAAGUGAUCGUUAUAGAUUAUUCACCAUUUUUAAGUUUAUUUCGGAAACAUAUGUAGAAGAGCUAAAAGCUAUGUCUGGUGAUUUUAUAUAUGGCAUCAUUAGUUCAAUUGAUGGUGAACGUGAUCCCAGAAAUUUGGAUUUCAUUUACAGUUUUAUGCCCGAUUUUAUAGCAACAUAUCCAUUGUUACAUUUAAGCGAAGAAAUGUUUGAAAUAUUUGCCUGUUACUUUCCAAUUGACUUUAAUCCGUCCAAAAAUGAUCCCGAUACCAUAACUAGAGAAAAUUUAUCGAAUAAAUUAACUAAAUGUCUUGUGGCCUCAGUAGAUUUUGUUGAAUGGUGUGUAACGUUAGCUUUGGAAAAACUAGAAAGUGAAUUGGUAGUGGCGAAAUGUGAUUCACUGGAACUACUGUACCAAGCUGCCUUAAAGUUUCCGUGUGAAAGUUUAGAAGAACAUUUCGAACAAAUUUGGACUGCUCUCAAAUCGGAGGUAUUUCCGGGCAGUGACAAUAAAGAUGUAGUUGCAUUAGCCUUACGCGCCUUACGUUGUAUUCUGGAGCAAGCUACUGCUGCAGCAAAAACUAACAUUAGUCAUAAUUAUCAAACAAUGAUUUUGGGAACCAUAUUAACCCACUUAAGCGAUGUAAAACAUCGCCUAUUUAAUCCAGCUUCUUUAAUUGCUUUGGUUUGUGUGGCUGGUGAUCCGGUAUUUGCCAGUGAAAAAAUACUAAACACAUUCUUAUUAAAAUUACAAGAUUCCUCUGCUACAGUGGAUGAUGAACAAUUCAUACGUAUUUUCAAUAUAAUAGAGCAACUUUUUUGCAUCGUAACCGCCAAAGGAGAAAGUGUUAUUAAAGCCGUGAAUUCGCAGGUGUGUGGCCAAUUACAUGCUCUUGCUAUCCAGAAAUUAAGAUCAUUUGAAACAUGUACUAAAGAAGCAGUAAAUCAAGAUUUACUAAAAGCUGCUAUAGGUGUGUUAAUAGAAUCAGCCCCCAUCAUCAAUGAAGCUAAUCGCGCUCUUGUGUAUAAGGUAUUAAUGCAAUUACUAACUCACGAUUCUAUCGAGUUGGAACAAACCCAAACGUUGUUGGAACGUUUAGGCGCUUUACAACCCAUUGAAUUACAAUCGAAUUGUAUUGAUGGCUGCAUUAGCAAUUUUGCUAACUAUAGUAAUUUUGUCAAGGAAAAAAUACUCUCCAAUCUUUUACCGUUAAUUCGACAAAUGGCUUUUACCGAACGCAUUAUGGAUUUAUUGUACAAACAAUCGUUUGGUGAUGCAACAAUUAGCAAUGAUGUACGUCUUUUGGCUUUAAAGGCCCUCAAUAAAUUGUUACAAAAUGAAGAUGAACGUUUCGUAGAAGAUCUACAGCACAAUAGCGAAUUGAUUAGUAAACUGGUACAUUUAGCACAAAAUAAUAAAGAACUUGACUCUCAGGUACUGGCGGAAAUUUCACAAAGUCUAAGCUUAAUAAUACGAACAUUGGCAGUUUCUGAACAAUUUAUGGUGGCAACGGAAUAUUUAUAUAAUCUAAAUCUACAACUAACUGCUGAUUUAUAUAUUGCUAAAGGUUUAUUGGGUUUCCUUAAUAAGGACAUUAGUUUGGAUGAUCAUUUCGAACGUUUAAUGGAUGAUUUAACGCAAUUAUCCUUAAUGUCGGAAGAUGAACAUGUGCGCGAGGUGGCUCAUCAUUUGAUGUGUAGUUUGGUGAAUAAAAUCGAUUAUACGGACAAUAAUCGUGGUAUUGUGCGACGUAUUAUAGCGAGUCUUAAAGAGGCCAUUAGAAAAGAGAACAAAAAGGCUGUUGAAGCUUUAUCAUGGUUAGCCCGGGGUUUAGUAGUGCGUGGUUCAGAUGAUGCCGGUGAAAUUGUGGAAGCACUUGCAGAACUUUUGGAUCAUGCCUCAUUGGGUGGAGCUGCCACUUUAGCAUUUGAUAUUAUUUCAGCCGAAUAUCCACAAUUGCAUUUACCAGUUGUUAAAUUUUUAUUUAAACAAAAGUUCUUCCAUAUGAUUCUAAACAAAUUGGGUCAUAAACUAGAAACGUAUUGUGAACAUCAUUUGACGGCCUUUAUAUACGUAAUAAAGACCACGCCACAUGCGGUGUUAAAAAUGAAUUUGGAAAAGAUUGGACCAAUUAUAUUUAAAUGUUUAGAUUCAUCUAAUGCUCAUACUUUAUGUAUAGCUCUGAAAGUAUGUGAGAAUUUCAUUAAACAACAAGAUGAAUAUUACCGCGGACAUUUGAAUCAUUUAAUACCUGCCAGUUUAAAGUUAUCAAAAUUCAAUAAUGCUAUGCAAGUACGCGUUUUGUCCUUAAACUUGUUGUAUGAUAUUACAAAAUAUCCCACAUUUGUUUUAUUGCCCUACAAAAUGGAUGUAGUGCUGGAUUUGGCCCACGCUUUAGAUGAUCCCAAACGUUUAGUACGUAAUGCUGCUGUACAAGCGCGCAAUGCUUGGUAUUUAGUGGGUGCUCCUAAUUCCUCAUAAUUUUUGCUUUAACCCUUUAACUUGACAUUUUAGCUUUUGUUUAAAAACUUAAGUUUCUUAAUUUUUUUUAUUAAGUUUGUAAAAUAUUCAACUUCAAAAAAGAAAUAGUUAAAAUAUUUUUUUUA